AUGGCGGCGGACGUCGCCCGGGGCUCCGCGCGGAGGCUCUCGGCCCAAGGCGACGCGGCCAGCGAGUGCGCGGAGCUCUCUUUCGGCGUUGCCGCGCCCGGGCCUGGCGGCGAGUCCCGAAGGGUCUCGUUUGCGUCGCAGGCGCCACCUCCUCCGCAGGCGUGGACUGGCAGGUCCGAAGCCGUGGCGAGGAGGACCUGGUCGUCCCUGACGGAGCAGGAGAUCCUCUUCACCCCGCGGGAGCGGCGGCCGUCCGAGCCGGCGGGCGAAGCUCCACCAGGCGCUCUGGAGGCCCCGGCGCCGGUGCAGAGAAGGAAGUGGGCGUCGAUCACGGAGGAGGCCAUCGGUCAGGGCGGCUGCUCCCGGCGCGGCUCCGCGGGGCUCUGGGGCUCGCCGCCCAGCCUGGGAGCGUCGCAGCCGCAGCCCGAGGUACUGCCCGCUUACGGGCAGCCCCCCCGUGUGGAGCCGGCGUAUCCGUCACAGGCCUACUCCCCACAGCAGCAGCAGCACCAGGACCAUGCGGAGCACAUCGCGAGGCGACGCUGGGCGUCCAUGUCCGAAGACGACUCUGCGUCAUCGCAGAUGCACUGGGCCCUGCGGCAGCCGCAUAUUCAGGCACUGCGAGGCGGCGCCCCCCCCCCGCCGAGCGGCUACGCGAUGGCCAGCCACUGGCAGGCGCCCUGCGGCCAGCCGGGGGCCCAGGCGCCGUGCCCCAGAGGCCCCUGCCCGCCGUCUGCAGGGGCCAUACCGCCCUACAGUUUGCAACCGCCGCCGUUCUACGCCGCGCCUACGCCCGGCUGCUGCGGCGGCGUCCAGCAUCCUGGCGGGUACCCACCGCCGCCUCUGCCGGCGGGGCACUGGGGCGCGCCCAGCGCCUCCUCCAGUCGCUCGGCCCCGGCCUACGGGCCGUGGCAGAUGGGACCCGGCGGGCCGCACGGCCAGCACGGCGCGCAGCGGCAGCAGCCGCACGCGCCGGCGGCCAGCAGCGCGUGGCAGGGCUGGGAAGGCGCGAGCCCCGGAGGCGGUCGGCACCCCGGCGGCGCGGCCUGGGCGCACGCCUCCGCGCACGGCAGGCCCGCCAAGGCCUCCCUGCUGUGGAUCGGGGAGGGGGCCUCCCACCUGUGGGCCACGUGGGGCCGGAAGAUCUCAGGCCGCCCCGCGCCCCGCCUGCCCACUGGCGGCGCUGGGGCGGAAAGGAUCGGACUUCCGAUCGGGCUGCGGCGCAGGCAAAUCCACAGGUUCUUCGACGAGCAGCGGGGCUACUCAUACACUUUCAAGGUCUUCGAUUGGCGCGAGGCCCGCGUCGUCGGCGCCAAGUUCGUGAGGCUCGAUCGCCCCGUCGCCGUCGACGCCCUAACCUGGGACGACCUCAGCGACCUCGAGCUGGAGGCGCUCCUCAUCGGAGUGCCCGCUGUCUGCCCUCAUUGCGACGCUGGCUCGCUCGCAUCCGUGGACUAUGUCUCGGCGACGCUGCGGUCGGCCCUCGGCAAGGGGAUGCCGGCGGGCGUGGCCUGCGUGAAGGUGUCGCCGGCGCUCCUGGCGCGACUCGCCGAUAGCUGCGCGGAGGACACGGUGAUCGAGUUCUUCGACUCAGCUGGCGGGUCUGCUCGGCCAGACCUUCUCGAGCUGGCCGAUCUCGCCCCGCGGCCCGACGACUGGAACGCUGGGGUCCUGCUCCGACCCUUCGCGUUCCCCGACCCGGGCAUGGAAAACGACGGGGUCGACGCAGCCUGCGAGGCUGCCGCGCAGGCGUGGGCGCUUCGGCCGCGCGGCGCCUGCGUGGCGGGCCGUCUGGACGCGGAGGGUGGGAGCGCAGGGCGCGCGGCGAGGCAAGGGCCUGCGGCGAGCGGCGCCAGGAGGGCCGCAACCCCGCGGCGCAUCAACGUGUCGCAUUACGAUCUGCAGAGCGCCCUCGGGAGCUUCGAGCAGGACCUGCUGAAAGCGUCGGCGGCGAAUUGCUGGGCCCUCCGCGAGUGCGCCGGCGCCUGCCCCCUUGUCCCGAGCAGAUCCCCAUUCCAGAGCUCGCCCGCGGCGCAGCUCAGGGCAGCCGCGGGGCCCGGAGAGGAGGGCCGACCCGACCUCGGGGCCCUCGUCGAGGCAGGCGGCCGCCACGCAGACGAGGCCAUCCAGCUUGCCACGCCGCAGGCACUGGAGAAGGCCACGAUUGCGGUCACCGCGGCCUGCUCCUUCGUGGCCGGCUUCAGCCACUCGCUGUGUGGGCUGGGGGGCUCGGUGCUCUUCACGAUCGGCUGGUCGUUGUCGAGCGAGUUCGGCCUGGUGCCUCGAGGCAUAGCGGCAGGCAUUCCCUUCAUUAUGAUCCACAUUGCUGUGGUUUGUCCGGCUAUCGCCUGGCACCUGAGAGAGCUGGUCCCGUGGCGCUUCUGCGUCCUCGUCGCGACGGUGUGGAAUCUAGUCUACUUCGUUGGCAGCUACUUGCUCAGGGUCGUCGACGGGUCGGCAUUCAAGCGGGGCAUCGGCUGCGUGCUCUUUCUCAUUUUCACUACCCAGGCGGCAGCGUCGAUUUUGAGAGUCCAGGCCCUCAAGGACGCUGUCCAGAACUGUUGCCGCAGGAAGAAGAUCUCCCUGCAGUCACAGUCCAGAGAAGAGGACCGACGUCGAGCCGGCGGAGAUAGAGCUGCUGCACCUGAAGUGCGGAGAGGCUCCUCUGCAGCCCUGGGAGCUCUCGCUCGAGAGCGGCAACAGUGA
This is a messenger RNA of Prorocentrum cordatum, 2706 nucleotides long. The record is from the annotation of a GenBank genome assembly. Lineage: Eukaryota; Dinophyceae; Prorocentrales; Prorocentraceae.